Penaeus monodon (black tiger shrimp) is the source of this 900-nucleotide messenger RNA. RefSeq lists its product as uncharacterized. NCBI's taxonomy places the organism in Eukaryota, Metazoa, Arthropoda, Malacostraca, Decapoda, Penaeidae. The record is from RefSeq and is a predicted model, not a curated record. The coding region runs from base 352 to 900 and encodes 182 amino acids. The transcript has 3 exons.
GUCAGUCACGGUGGAGCGUUCGCGGAAGGUGUACGGUGACGUUCUCCGUUGUGUCGACGAGAGUGUUGGUCGUAUUGCGAUAGCCUUUUUGAUGUGAUUUAAACAUAACAAUUAGAAAAAUACUUUAGAUUUGUAUUGAUAUUGUGUGAUUGAAUUAUUUCUUGAUGAUGUGAUAUGGUGAUACAGUGUGCAUACUUUGCUUGUUUACAGUAUGGCGUGAUUGCGAAAAAAUAAUGAAAAUCAUAGCAAACCACGUGAAUUUGUGCCAGCUUAGUGAAUGCAGAAAUAAAAAUCCUUAGACUAUGCAACAACAGUGAAUCCACUACUGAAGUUGAGGCUGCAGCAUCCACGAUGGAGGUCCAGGACGACAAGCUUGACGUGUGUCCUGAAGACGGAUACCAGCAGUCCAAGCCCCCGGAAGAAACCCGAAGGAUACGGGGCUUCCGCCGCAGAUUUUCGGAGUCCGCGAGGGAUUCCCACCCGGAGAGCAUGUCCCGUCUGGCACGCUUUGGCACGGGGCUGCGCAGGAGGCUCUCGGGGUCCACCCGAGACUUGUUCUCCUCCACGGCGACGGCCACUGCAGUAGGAGGCGCUGACGAGGCCAAACCCGGGAAUAAUGGGGCUCUCAGGCGUCACCUGUCGGCCUCCAUGAAGGACCUCCUGCACGGCGGAGGUGUUCAGCGCGGAGACAGUGAUGCCGAAGGCAUAGGACGACGUCUCUCUCGCCGCUUGUCCCUCCUGGCGGGGACGGUCGCCAGCAGGUCGGACCACUCGCGAGGAUCGCUGAGGGUGCGGCUGCCGAACUUCCGCAGAUCAAGGACCUUCAGCGUCAACAUCAUCUUGCCAGACUCUACCUCGAGGAUGGUCAUUUUUGCUGUAAAGAAUGUAGCAGGUCAUUAA